AAUAAAAAACCGGCGCAAACGCGUCGGCCCCUCGACAGUUCAACAAACGAACACGCGAUUUACUUCGAUGGCGCUUCUCCGUUGACCAUUCCAUUCUCAUUCAAUCCCUCUAUCUGCUCCCGGCUUGGCUCUGCUGUGUCUUUUUCUUCUUCUUUUUCUGUCUCCCCAUUUUACACUUUUCGGUUGCUGUCCCGUGCCAAAACCGAGUGGUUUUUGGUCCGCCACGGCUCAGAGCCGCAGAAAAAAGGGUCAAAUUCAUGGGACUUUACCCUCUUCAACCCACAAUUGAUUUCAUCACUUCUUCAAUUCUUUCUUGUAUGGGUGUCUCUUUUUACAGCUUCCAAUGAGAAUUCCGUUCACUUCAUGGGUUUUCUUGAUACCCAUAUGCUCAAUUUUCCUCAGCUUCUGUAUCUUUGUGGAGGCUGGCCAAUGCUUGGACAGUCAAAAGUCCUUGUUGGUCCAAUUGAAGAACGACCUUACAUUCAGUCCCGCUGCUACGUCCAAAAAAAUUGCUCAGUGGGAUCAAACUUCCGAUUGCUGUUUCUGGUCAGGUGUAAACUGCUCCGAUGGAUAUGUUACUGGUCUCGAUCUGACCAACGAAUCCAUCUCCGGUGACUUAAGCAGCCUCUUCAAUUUUCAGAAUCUCCAGAACCUGAGCUUGGCUUACAACAAUUUCAGCGGUUCUCAAAUUCCAUCGGAGUUUGAGAAGCUGACGAAUUUGAGAUAUUUAAACCUAACAAAUGCUGGCUUUGCAGGACAGAUACCAAUUGAGAUUUCUCGCUUGACAAGGUUAGUUUCUCUUGAUUUAUCUGCCGAUGUCUUCCUCGGAGCUACUCCUCUGAAACUUGAGGAUCCAAACUUGAAUAUGUUGGUUCAGAACCUUUCGGAGCUUAUAGAACUUCAACUUGAUGGGGUAAACAUAUCAGCACGAGGGAAUGAGUGGUGCCGGGCCUUAUCAUCUUCACUGCAAAAUCUGAGAGUUUUGAGUUUGUCAAAUUGUUAUCUUUCGGGCCCCAUUGAUUCCAACUUACUGAAGCUUCAGUACCUCUCGAUUAUUCGUCUGGAUAAUAACAAGUUGUCUACUCCAGUUCCAGAUUUCUUUGCAAAUUUCAGACAAUUGACGUCCUUGCGUCUCAGUUUUUCUGGGUUGACUGGCACAUUUCCAGGAAAGAUCUUCCAGGUACAAACACUAGAGAUUCUUGACUUGUCUAAUAACGUACUACUUCAUGGUCGUUUGCCAGAUUUUCCUCAGAAUGGGUCUCUUCGCACUCUGUUUCUUAGCAAUACAAAUUUUUCAGGGACAUUAUCAGAUUCUAUCAGUAAUCUUAUAAAGUUGUCCAGAAUAGAUCUUUCAAACUGCAAUUUCAGCGGAUCAUUGCCACACUCAAUGGCAAAUCUUACCAAAUUGCUUUUUUUGGACAUGUCAUCCAACAGUUUCAAUGGACCAAUUCCAUCAUUCAGUAUGGCCAAGAAUCUGACCCAAAUAAACCUUUCUCAUAAUGAUCUAAUAGGUCAGAUUACCUCCACUAGCUGGGAAGAGCUUCAGUAUCUGGUAAGCCUUGACUUACGUUACAAUUCACUAAAUGGGAGUAUUCCAGCUUCUCUGUUUUCCCUUCCAUUAUUGCAAAAAUUACAACUUUCCAACAACCAAUUUUCUGGUCAACUCAACCAAGUUUUCAACUUUUCUUCUCACCUCCUGGACACCCUUGAUUUGAGUAGCAACAACUUGGAUGGGCCAAUACCCACGCCUGUAUUUGAACUCCAAGGUCUUAAGCUCCUCUCACUUUCUUCAAACAACUUCAAUGGCUCCUUGCAGCUUAAUGUGAUUCAGCGGUUGAGAAAUCUUUCCAGUCUUGAUCUUUCGUACAACAGUUUAUUGGUUGAAUAUAAUGGAAAUGAUGGAAUUAAUUCAUCUUUGUCCUCCUUUCCCAAUAUUACCACAUUAAAAUUGGCUUCUAGCAAGUUGAAAAAGUUUCCUGAUUUCUUGAAAAACCAAUCCAAAUUA
Molecule: messenger RNA, 2005 nt
Organism: Corylus avellana
Lineage: Eukaryota; Viridiplantae; Streptophyta; Magnoliopsida; Fagales; Betulaceae
Source: RefSeq, a predicted model, not a curated record